UCGACUCUGUGCUUCUGUAAUUCCCCAGUGAGAAUCAGUUGUUUGCCUUCAUUGGAGUUUAGCAAACAGGUUGAAAUGGCAGCGGGAGUAGCAGCGUGGCUUCCCUUUGCCCGAGCAGCGGCAAUAGGAUGGAUGCCAGUAGCCAGUGCCCCUAUGCCAUUAGCACCCAAAGAAAAAAGAAGAACACAUGAUGGCUUUAUUAUCCUUAACGUAAGUGGGACCAAGUUUCAAACAUGGAGGAGUACUUUGGAGAGGUACCCGGACACCUUACUCGGAAGCACUGAGAAGGACUUCUUUUUUAAUGAGGACAUUAAUGAGUAUUUCUUUGACCGAGACCCGGACAUUUUCAGGCACAUACUUAAUUUUUACCGCACUGGUAAAUUGCACUACCCACGGCAUGAAUGUAUUUCUGCAUACGACGAGGAGCUAGCCUUUUUUGGCAUAAUCCCUGAGAUUAUUGGUGACUGUUGUUAUGAAGAAUAUAAGGAUCGCAGGCGAGAGAAUGCAGAGCGAAUACAAGACGACGCUGACGAUGAGAAUAACAAAGAGGGAGUUUUGCCAGAUAUGACCCUACGCCAGUCAAUGUGGCGGGCAUUUGAAAACCCACACACCAGCACUUUAGCUCUUGUAUUUUAUUAUGUCACUGGCUUUUUCAUCGCUGUUUCAGUCAUAGCCAACGUGGUGGAAACUGUACCAUGUAGGGCUUCACCAGGCAUGAUUAAGGAUUUACCCUGUGGGGAGCGCUAUGCCUUGGCAUUUUUUUGUCUCGAUACUGCAUGUGUUAUGAUAUUUACAGUUGAAUAUCUACUUCGCUUAAUUGCAGCACCCAGUCGUUACAGAUUUGUCCGAAGUGUGAUGAGCAUCAUUGAUGUGGUCGCCAUCAUGCCCUAUUAUAUUGGGUUGGUCAUGGCCAACAAUGAGGACGUGAGUGGGGCCUUUGUAACCCUAAGGGUUUUCAGGGUCUUUCGCAUUUUUAAAUUUUCACGCCAUUCACAGGGACUGCGUAUCUUGGGUUACACGUUGAAGAGUUGUGCAUCUGAGCUAGGAUUCUUGCUUUUCUCGCUGACCAUGGCCAUUAUCAUCUUUGCCACAGUGAUGUUCUACGCAGAGAAAGGCUCCACAGCCAGCAAGUUCACAAGUAUUCCUGCAGCUUUCUGGUAUACUAUCGUUACCAUGACUACACUUGGAUAUGGCGACAUGGUUCCCAAGACGAUUGUAGGGAAGAUUGUUGGCUCAGUGUGCUCCCUGAGUGGAGUGCUAGUUAUUGCUCUGCCUGUUCCUGUGAUUGUCUCCAACUUCAGCAGAAUAUAUCACCAGAAUCAGAGAGCUGACAAGCGCAGAGCUCAGAAGAAAGCGAGACUUGCUAGAAUUCGAAUGGCGAAGAGCGGGAGCGCUAAUGCUUAUAUGCAGAGCAAACACAAUGGCUUGCUGACCGAUACACCUGAGCAGGCCUCAAAAGAAGCAGGACAGGCCUUCCUUAAUAAAACCAACUUAUCGUUUGAAAAAGAGCAUCAUCACUUACUGCACUGCCUAGAGAAAACCACGAAUCACGAGUUUGUGGAUGAAGAGACCUAUGAGAAGAACUGCAUGGAAGUCUCAUCGGUUAACCCUCCAGGCUCUCGCUGUUCAUCCAUCUCCUCUCAGCAUGGGCUCACCUCCACUUGCUGCUCUAAACGGAACAAGAAGACCUUCCGCCUCCCCAACUCCAACAUGUCAGGCAGCCAUGCAGGGAGUUUGCAGGAGCUCAGCACGAUACAAAUCCAGGAGAGACCAGUGAUAUCUAACAGUCGUUCCAGUUUAAAUGCCAAGAUGGAAGACACAGUCCAACGGAACUCUGAGCAUCCGUAUGUCACUGCAGCAAUAAUAAGCAUCCGGACUCCACCUGUCACAUCACCUGAAGGGAACAACACGUCAGACUCUCCGGACUACUCUCAGCGCAACAUAGUGAAAGUUUCAGCAUUAUAAACUUUUUUUUUUUUUCUGGACACUAAAAAAGGCCUCAAAAGCACAUGUUCUGGUUCUGUCCAGUUUUUUUGUGAUAGGUCUGGCUAGGAAGAAAGAAAGAAAGAAAUUCAGGGCUUUUAUUUUCCUGAGUGAUAGUUGAGGCAGUGUGUACAGUUUUUGAGGGAAUCAAAUGAUUAACCCUUUACACUUUGUAUUUUGUGUAUAUCAAAGAGGUUGGACCUUCCUAGGUGAAACUGAGAUGGUGACAAAUAUUCUGAGAGUGAAAUCAGAUGAGCACAAUGAGACUUUAGGUGUUGAUGCUUCUUUCAUUAGAAAUUGUGUGUGUGUGUUUUAAUACCUGGUCUAUGACUUGAAAGAAAAUAUCAACAGCAACUCUGGGCUCAUCAAGUAAAACUUUCAAUUUGUUUAAAAUGAUAUGGAGGUGGGAGGAUCCCUACUGAAUACAUUGAACAUGGUGCAACACCACAGUCCUAGCGCAUGUGCUAUACAGAGUAUCUGCAGCUGUAACUCAACAGUAAACUUUUCUUAAUAGGCAUGAACACUUGUGGUUUGUCCAGAAGCCAAUCUGUGCCAAUAUAUGUGGCUCUCAAGAUGGUUACUGCAAUGGUUGCUGAAUACUUUACUGUACAUACUGUUUUCCAUAUAUUCAGUAUUUUACACUAAAACACUGUUUAGCA
Messenger RNA from Polyodon spathula (Mississippi paddlefish), 2642 nucleotides. RefSeq names its product potassium voltage-gated channel, Shal-related subfamily, member 2 (gene kcnd2). The record is from RefSeq and is a predicted model, not a curated record. The transcript is spliced from 6 exons. Gene Ontology annotation, molecular function: A-type (transient outward) potassium channel activity; protein binding. Gene Ontology annotation, cellular component: membrane; voltage-gated potassium channel complex. Gene Ontology annotation, biological process: protein homooligomerization; potassium ion transmembrane transport. NCBI's taxonomy places the organism in Eukaryota, Metazoa, Chordata, Actinopteri, Acipenseriformes, Polyodontidae. Bases 76 to 1965 code for a protein of 629 amino acids.